UUGUAAAAUAAUUUCUCCAAGCCCGUUUCGAACCUACCGGCCUUUUCAUUUAAAUAGGUAUAAAACCUAAAGGUGUUUGACUUUAUCUCCCAUUCUUUUCCGAGGAGGAUUGGGUGCCCUAAAUUUUCUUUUUAUACGCAUUAUCUGUAGAACAAUGCCACCCAUCUAACGGCACAUCUCAACGGCUGUUGCCUUAUUCGUUAACAACCAUUAUUCUUUCGCUCAGCGUUACGCCAAGGCCAAGCAGCCAUCGGUGAGAAUCGCGCGGCCAGAAUCAUUAAUAAUGUAUCCAGGACAGGAGAAGGGCGGGAAACCCGAAGCAUUGGAGCGAGGAGGGGACGAACCACUCCAGCCGAGUACUUGCCCGCAACGUUCAGUGCAAAGCUCCGCCCUUACAACUAAAGGACUAAGAGAGUAUUUUAAUUUCGGCAACUAGGCCUCCUCAUUGGUCGAGGAAGAAAAGGCGGGACGAAUUCUGGCCAAUCGAAGCGAACCAAGGAAUGAAGGGUAGGGCUUCAACCUGAAUGACAGCUCGGGAGAUAAACAAGUCCCUGCGCGAGACUCUCCAUUAAGCGAGCUGCGUAGCCCACUUUUCCCUCCAGAAGAAGGCAGCUGGUGGCAGGUCAAGUGAAUAAGUUCGCUUCCUGGUUUCUCUACUGAGCCAUCUGCGACUCGUUCACUCAACAUGAAGAGUCAGCAACUUCCCAGCACCCACUCAGCAAUAAUCGAGGGAGCGCGCUGCAACGCGCAGGCGCUUGCUAGCUAAGGUCUUGCAAGCGGCUCUGGGCCUUGUAGUUCCGGUAUUCCCAGUCUUCCCCAAGCGUCUGCGAAUUCGCGCCUCCAUCACUACUACCUGACCCAGAAGCCCUUGCGACUCUAACUCUUGGAAGCCGUGGUUGAAGCGGGUGGCGGCUGAGGGGACUCCCCCACCCCCCCCCAAAACCCAAAACAAGGAAAUGGUGCCCAGUGUGGUGGCCUCGUGCCCUUGCGCCUGAAUGCUGCCGGUCCGUCCCCCCCGCACACCGUUGUCCACCUCCCUCUCUUCCUUCUCUAGUCGCUCCUUCCAUGGGUGAAAGACAUGGACUACGAGUUCAAAUCCAAGCUGGCGGCCGAGCGCGAGCGGGUGGAGGAUCUGUUCGAGUACGAGGGCUGCAAAGUCGGGCGAGGCACCUACGGGCACGUCUACAAAGCGCGGCGCAAGGACGGGUAAGAAGAAACCGCGCGGCGGGGAGCGGGAAGAGUGCAGCGGCGGCGGCGGCCCAGGGGAACCGAGAUUCCAAUGGGCUUCGUAUAUGGACUUCAAACCUUGGAGGUAGCAAGAUACUCAGCAGAAGAAAAGAUGAAAAAGAAUAUGCACUGAAACAGAUUGAAGGCACAGGGAUAUCCAUGUCGGCCUGUAGAGAAAUAGCACUUUUGAGAGAACUGAAGCACCCUAAUGUGAUUGCAUUACAGAAGGUUUUCCUUUCUCAUAGUGAUAGAAAGGUGUGGCUGCUGUUUGAUUAUGCUGAACAUGAUUUGUGGCAUAUUAUCAAGUUUCAUCGUGCUUCAAAAGCAAACAAAAAACCCAUGCAGCUGCCAAGAUCUAUGGUCAAAUCACUACUUUAUCAGAUUCUUGAUGGAAUCCAUUAUCUCCAUGCAAACUGGGUGCUUCACAGAGACUUAAAACCAGCAAAUAUUCUAGUAAUGGGAGAAGGUUCUGAAAGAGGAAGAGUUAAGAUAGCUGAUAUGGGUUUUGCAAGGCUAUUCAAUUCUCCUCUUAAGCCGCUGGCAGACCUUGACCCAGUUGUGGUGACAUUUUGGUACAGAGCUCCAGAAUUGUUACUUGGGGCAAGGCACUACACAAAGGCAAUUGAUAUAUGGGCUAUUGGCUGUAUAUUUGCUGAGCUAUUGACGUCAGAACCUAUAUUUCACUGUCGUCAGGAAGACAUCAAAACAAGCAAUCCUUUCCAUCAUGAUCAGCUUGAUCGCAUAUUUAGUGUCAUGGGAUUCCCUGCAGAUAAAGACUGGGAAGACAUUAGGAAAAUGCCAGAAUAUCCUACACUUCAAAAAGAUUUCAGAAGAACAACAUACGCCAAUAGUAGCCUCCUCAAAUACAUGGAGAAACACAAAGUCAAGCCUGAUAGCAAAGUAUUUCUUUUGCUUCAGAAACUUCUGACUAUGGAUCCGACUAAAAGAAUUACCUCAGAGCAAGCUAUGCAGGAUCCUUACUUCCAGGAAGACCCAUUGCCUACAUCAGAUGUUUUUGCUGGUUGCCAGAUUCCGUACCCCAAACGAGAAUUUCUUAAUGAAGAUGAACCCGAGGAAAAGGGCGAUAAGAAUCAACAGCAGCAGAACCAACAUCAGCAACAAACUGGACCUCAGCAGCAGCAAGCAGCACCUCAGCAGCCGCAGCAACCACAGCCGCAAGCAGCACCUCAACAGCAAAACAGCACCCAGACCAACGGACCUGCAGGGGGUGGCGGGACAGGAGGUGGUGGGACUGGGGCAGGCCUCCAGCACAGCCAGGACUCCAGCCUCAACCAGGUGCCUCCAAACAAGAAACCACGCCUUGGGCCUUCAGGCACGAAUUCAGGCGGGCCUGUCAUGCCUUCAGACUAUCAACACUCCAGUUCACGCCUGAGUUACCAAAGCAACAUUCAGGGAUCUUCUCAGUCCCAGAAUACAAUGGGCUAUUCAACAUCAUCUCAGCAGAGUUCUCAGUACCAUCCGUCCCACCAAUCUCACCGGUACUAAAGAGACUUCUUCAUAAAGGGUGUUAGAAAGGAAUGAACUAACAAUGAGUGGACUCCAGCAAUAUGAAGUUCAUAACCAUGAGAAGAACCAAAAAAUGCAAAUUGUGAUGCAGAUUUUAGAAUUGCAAACUUUUUAUUUACUGAUUAUUUUAAGACAAGAGACAGUUUUUAUCCUUUUUUGCCAUAAAGGAGAUUCUUGUGAAGUUUCCCUUCAGCUUGCUUUCGCAUGUGUUCCAUUGUGGUUAUACUCGAUCUGAUCUGAACCAAGCACUUAAACUUCUUUAACCUAUGGAAUUGUUGAAGGAUUCCUGGUGCACCUUUCUCGUGUUGUAGUAAUUGCCAUAAAUCUAACCUUUUCCAAAUCCUUUUACCAGGAUUUUAAAUUUUUGGAAUCUUGAACUCCUGGGCUUUUCAAGCUUGUAUAUAGUUAAUUUUUUUACUAGGCAGACCAGUUUAGCUAUACAGGUAUAAUGCACCUUUUAAAAGCACUAUGUUAUUUUCACAGGAUAUUACUCUUUUGCUCAUGGAUGUCAAGAACAGCAGAUUUUACUAUUCCAGAGUAUUUUAUUAUCUUUUUAGUAGUCUAAUUUUCAGAUGAGAUAUUUAAAAAAAAAAAGAAGAAAAGAAAAAUAUACAACCCAAGUCUCUGCAGCAGCUAUUACAUGUUAUGUGUUUGGAUUGAACACCAAACAGAAGAUUAUGAAUGUUUCUUUUAUCAUUCAGAUGAGCAUCCCAUAGAUGAUUGGUCAUUUUCUUCCAAAUGAAUUGACUGAAGCUUUGCUUUAUAUUAAGGUAUGGAAGCAAAGCAGAAGACAUCAACUUUUGUGGCUCCAGUAGAACAAAUGUGUCUAUAGUGUCUUCUUUAGUGGUUAUCUGUUACCUGCAGUGGUGUCUUUGCUCUCUGUUGAAUCUCUACAAUUGGGGUUCAGCAUUAAUGGGAUAAAGGGCAAAGGAGGCUUUGCCCCUCCUUUGGGGAUGCUGAGUGGAGGGAUGAAGUGUACUCUAAUAUAUAUGAGCAUCUUUCAUUUAUUUCUUACCUAGACUUUGAUUUUGAAACUUGCAGCAGAAACAAACUAAAUGUGCUGUGGCACCUUAAAAGACUAAUAAUUUUGUUCUUGCAUUAGUAUCUGCCCAGUUGCAGAAGACUUGCAAUCAUGAACAUUGAGAAGCCAUUAAUGUCAUUGCUGUUAUUCCUUCAUUAUCCAGUUGAAGCAGAUCAAAUACUGAAAAAGGAGUAGUCGAACAAUGUAUUGAAAUUGCUUGGCCUUCUCAUGUACAAAAUGCAUCUGAUGUUGUUGUGUCACUGUGGUGAUUGAUCCAGAUUAGAUGUGGUAGAUAAGAUAUGCUAUAUUGAAAUGCUUUUUAAUCCUAAGACAGGAAUAGACUCCAUGCUGUCCUUCCGGUGUUUUGGACUACAUUCCUUGCCACUGGCUGUGCUAGCUCAAGCUGAUUAAGAAUGAAAGUUCAGGAUACCUUGAGGAGGGCACUAGGUUGCCUGUCUCUGCCCUAAGAUCUGACACAAAGUGUCCUGAAGAAAUAUUGUGAUCCUGGACAAGCACUUCACAUGAAAAGUAACAAAGCUUAUGAACAGAUCCUAUAUGUUGGAGACUUGUCAAAUCACUAGUUAUAGUAUCUGUGAACAGAAGCAACAUAGACUAUGAAGCAAGUCCGUCCCGUAUCUAUUUUUUUAAAACUAUAUAAAUAAGGUAGUGCGUUUUAUUCAGAAAUUUAGAAUUUAUCGUUGAAUUCACCAUAUUCUGACUUUUCUUCUUUUUAAAGUAGAUUUUCUGUCUUUCUACGUAUGAAGGUAACUUAAAGUAAGCAUUUCUUAGUUAACAUUUUAGAAUGUGAGGGAAUGCAACUGAAUAGGGUUUUCCAAGGGUAAUCACUAUUACUUCCCCAUGGCUACUAAAAGUAGAAUAAUUAGAUAUCAGUGCAAAUUUGUGUUGUUUGUGCAAAUUAUAGAAUUCAAUUUCUUUGUGUGGGAAUUUGGCUCAUCGUGGUGCAGAAGCUUUUUAAGCAUGCUAGGCCCUAACUUUAUUGCACUAAAUGUGAAAGGAUAUAUACUUUAGAGUAUAUACAGUAAGCAGCACUCAAUAUUUUAAAAAUAAUUAUUAAAAAAGAGAGAUGGAGGAAAAAAACAGGUUAUAUAGGCAUUUUAUGGGCAUUUACACUAUAUAGCAUAAGGUUAUGCCUUGUGGUUUUUUUCUUCUUAUAUAUAAGAACCCCUUAACAAAAGUUAAAACUUUAUACUAAGACUGCAAUACAAAUUUGUGUUGGGUAUGUUUGCCACCUUGAGUUAUUUGUAAAAAUAAUAAAGGCGGAAUAUAAAUAAAUAGUAAAAAAAUUAGACAGUGGAUCCACUCGCUUGGAAGGGAAAUUUUGAUUCUGAGCGUAAUAGAGGUGUCUGAUUCAUGAAAUGACAAGUAAUUUAUUUCCGAAGAUAUAUAACUGGAUCUUUCUCCCCUGAAAAACUUUAUUUUUUGUAAUACUUUGCGCAUCAUGUGUCUAAAUUAGUUUUGUUGGAUGGAGUUUGCAUCUUCCAUACAAAUCUUCAGUGAAAACAUUCCUUUUCUUUCAUACGUCUCCAAUUUUAUCUGUCUUAUUGCAUUCAAGCUAAUGUCUGGUCAGCAGCUGAGAAGGUUAUUAAAUUUCAUUUUGACCAGCUUAUGAACAACCCAUUUUCUUUUUGCUACUCCAGCCUUCUUCUUGUUGCAACUGCAACUAUUGUGAGUUCUGUCAAAAUAUAGCUUCCUCUGUGCAUGCAGUGUGAUAAUCUGUGUUGAAUGUGCUUUAUUUCCAUGAGCUUCCGGUCCCCUAAGAUAUGGCCAUGAUUAUAUUCUGUAUUGAUAUCUUUGCAUAUUUGCUGGAAAAUAAUGGCUUGCUGUGCUCCAUUUCCCUGCAGCAUCUGUGCAUACAUAUGUAGCUGUGCUCAAUACUUCAUGGCCUUCCAAAUAAGCUUUGACAGGGGAAUAGAUGAAAGUUUAGGUUUACACUUUUGAAAUGUUUACUGCACUCUUUCUCUAUGUGUAUCUUGGCUUUGCGGCAUACUUGGCCUACUAGGGUGAACUAUUUGUGUAUAAUAUGAUGAGUGUCUCAUGUAAUGCAGGACUAAAAUGAGAUGGCUUUGUUUCAGGGGAAUUUUAACAAAUCAGAAUACAUUGUAUAAUAAAUCAUGUGUUGUGUGUUAUGGAAACAGGACACAGAAAUGUUCAUAACUGUGCAGCUUUGCUUUAAUCUAGAGUUUUCAUGUUGCUAUCUCAUUGGCUCUUGGAAGUGAGGGUCAAGCAAUUGACCAGUUUUGCUACCCUCAUUCUGCAGCGCUUCUCUUCUGGUUUUCAAAGAAAAGGGCCAAGAAAAUAUGAUUAGCAAAGCAGGGAUGACAUGAACAGUAACGCAGACUGCAUAAUGAAGGAAGAAUCAUGUGAAAGCUGCAAGUCCUGCACUGUAAUCUGUGACACUGUAUCUGGUCGGGUGGGAAACGGGUGGGGAGGUUGGGAAGACAUCUUGUUGUUAGGGAAGUGGAAGCUUGAAGUAUUUGAUUAUGUAUAAUAUUUUAUAUAAACGUAAUAAGCUUAGUUCCCCUUCAUAAUCUUCAUUGAUGGUACUUAAGCAACUUUAAGUAAGGAUAACUGUUUUAAGACAAAAAAAUAAACAUACUGUAUAUAAGAUCAUGUGUAAUCUUUGUUUUGCCAGCAGAGUAAUAUGUAUUGCUUUAUGUGUGUGGGGGGGAGUCUUUUAAUGCACUGUUAUCUCCUACAUAUUUAGUAGUAAAUUAAUUCUAUUUAAUUUUUUUUUUAAAAAAUAUCUGUCUUCAGUAGACACUAAAAAGUAUUACAUAAUGUGGACUGAAAUGGUCCCUUUUGAAAAGCAGUUUAAUAAUUCUUAUAUCUGUAAGUAGUUUGCUUUUUUGUUUUUUUAUUUGCUCAUGUAUAACUAUUUGUGGAAGAUUGCCUGCCCUCGGUUCUCUUUUAUACAUUACUUCACAUAUUCAUCUUCGGUUCUUGCAUUUGUGUUUAUUAUAUCCUUGUGUGUCCUCUUUAAUGUCUCUUCAGUUCAUAAGUAAUAGCCAAUGAUUACCAAUAUAUUUUUUGCCUGUUGAGGAUGGAUGGAUGGAUGGACAGACAGACAGUUGCACUAAAUAUUUCAAUUUCCCCAGUGCAGAGUUGUAUUUUCACUUGUUAAAAUUCCAUGGCAUACUUACACUUAAAUGGAAUUAAUUACAUCAUCAUGUUUUACAUCAGUAAAGUAUUAUUAAUGCAA
Messenger RNA from Crotalus tigris (Tiger rattlesnake), 6995 nucleotides. RefSeq names its product cyclin dependent kinase 19 (gene CDK19). The transcript is spliced from 14 exons. Gene Ontology annotation, biological process: protein phosphorylation. Gene Ontology annotation, cellular component: mediator complex; cytosol; nucleus. Bases 1066 to 2733 code for a protein of 555 amino acids. Gene Ontology annotation, molecular function: cyclin-dependent protein serine/threonine kinase activity; ATP binding; RNA polymerase II CTD heptapeptide repeat kinase activity. The record is from RefSeq and is a predicted model, not a curated record. NCBI's taxonomy places the organism in Eukaryota, Metazoa, Chordata, Lepidosauria, Squamata, Viperidae.